AUGGCAUCAACCCCUUUGGACGUGCCCCCGGGCCUUUUGGACCUUCCAGCGGAGGUGAGAAACCUCAUUUAUAAAUUCGCCUUUCAACAGCCGAAACCGAUGCGACUGAGGUGUCCUUCGCAACGGCGGCUUCGCCCAUCGCGACCAUCCAGAGACGAUGCCCGCGGGCUGCUCGACACUUGUCACCUAAUCCGGUCAGAGGCCAUCACCUUUUAUUACAGUCUCAAUGCUCUGGUGUUUCGCUCCGAGGCCGAUGCUCUGGCGUUCAUGUCUGACCCGGACAUCCAUCCCUUGAUCCGGCCGUCGUUGACACACAUUGCCGUCGAUUUCGGCGACACCAAUGAUGCUGAUGCCAUCCUCAAGGACCACAUCAGUCUUGUGGACAGCUGUGUGGGAAGCCUCCCCCGUCUCAGGGCGUUGGAGACGCGCUUCUACGCCCGGACGCUCGAUGCUUGUUCAUCUUCACAUUUCCGGACGCUGGCCAUGGCCUUCGAUUCGCUCGACACUGACAUUAAUACUCCUCCGUCACCACGCUCGCCUCGAUCGUCGCCUCGACACUUUCGUCAGAGCUCCAUCUCCAGCACCAGCUCGUCGCCGGCAUCAUCACCUUUGAGCACAUGCUCUUCCAUUUGCUGGGAGUCGAAACCAGAACCAGAACCCUUACCUGUGCCCGACAUGUCAGCCCUUCGGGCAGAAGUCCUGGAACAGUAUUGCUUCACCCCUUCAGCGGCCAUCGCCUUUGCCCAUUCGAAACUCAAGUUCUCUGUCGCCGCCUCAUCCGAACACUACCCUGGCUUGAAGCACGACAAGCUCAUCUGUUACAAUCUCCGCAUCGGCGUGGAUGGGGUGGCCAACGCGUUGGGUCCCGCCAAGGAGGCUGUGAAGCAACGUAUCAGUCGUGUGGGCAUGUUACCUCGGCCGCUGAGUGACAUGUACGACGAUGCGAUCGAUGGCGGGUUUCACCAGAGGGUGCGGUCGACGAUCGCCAGCUGUGCGAGGAUCGACGUUGGAGUUUCGUGA
Molecule: messenger RNA, 1020 nt
Organism: Cladophialophora carrionii CBS 160.54
Lineage: Eukaryota; Fungi; Ascomycota; Eurotiomycetes; Chaetothyriales; Herpotrichiellaceae
Exons: 1
Coding region: 1-1020 (339 amino acids)
Source: RefSeq, a predicted model, not a curated record